AUGCAGAGUACUUCCCUUUCCUGUGUGACUUUUCCUCUCCUAAUUCUGUUUCCACAGCAAUCAGGACUUUAUGAAUAUAAAAUCUUUGGUGGUCUUGCUGAUGUUCCCCCAAAAUUGUGUGCAGAUGUCUACAUGGACUUGAAUUUCAGAAAAGAGUGGGAUCAAUAUGUUAAAGAACUGUAUGAGGAAACAUAUGAUGGUGAAAAAGUAAUCUACUGGGAAGUGAAGUACCCUUUUCCUCUCUCAAACAGAGAUUAUGUCUAUAUUCGGGAAUGCCAGGAGAUGGAUGUGGAUGGGAGGAAGAUCUGGGUUGUGUUAGCAAAAAGUGUGGCUGUUCCUCAGUGCCCUGAAAAGCCCGGUAUUAUCAGAGUUAAAAGCUAUAAACAAAGCCUGGCAAUUGAAAGUGAUGGCAAGGCUGGAUGUAAAGUCUAUAUGUACUAUUUUGAUAAUCCUGGUGGCAUGAUUCCAUCCUGGCUGGUCAACUGGGCUUCCAAGAGUGGUGUGCCUGCUUUCUUGAAGGAUAUACAAAAAGCUUGCCUUAAUUACUCUAAGAGCACAUAGGUGUUGAAAUUGAUUUAAAUUGUUUAAUUCCUAGAUCUCUGCUCUUACAGGAGCAGCUGUUAUAUAGUACACUGGAUAAAAUCUACCUCUAAUAUUGGAAAUAACUUUAUUUUAGUUGAGUUAUGCCUUGAGUUUUAUUAGAUUUUUUUUUUCCAUCUCCAACUGAAGAGCUUGCCACUGGCAAGGUAACACCAACAUCAGCUGCAGCUUUUAAAAGUACUCAAGUUUAGCCUUGUUCCCCAUGCUUUGCUUAUGCUGUUUGUCAGGUGUCAGCUAGAGGAGUUCUUUGAUGGAUAUGUUACAUCCUUGCACAAAGGCAACAGUCUUACUAGAAAAAUGUCUAAACUUGGACUGCAAAUUGUCUGCAUGUGUUGUGCCUGGAUCUGUCUUUGUUACCUUGCAGGGUGGCUUCCUCCUGAAACUCAGUAAUGGAACUUGCAUUGCAUAGGAGGAAAUGCUUUUGCUACCCAAGUUUGUCAUUCUUAAACUCUCUGCCUGAUAUAAGCCUAAAAAUGAUGAGGGAUGAGAAAAAUUACUAAAAAUGUGCAGUAGGAACUGGAAGUUUGUGAUGCUAAGAUCUCUUAAAUCUAGAUGUAAAAAGAUCAAGACUGAAGGCUUGCAUUCACAGCUCCAUACUUCUGUAUGAGAAGUAAAAACCCCUAGUUGUGUCCAGCUAAAAGAAAAAGGAGGAGGUUACUUCUUUCAUGUCUGAUUUAAGGGGAACAAGUUUUAUCUUUAGAGUCAGUAGCCUUACCUAUAAAGCAGCUUGGAUACCAACUUGAAACUGGAGGUAAUUUUAAAUUGGGUUCCUGCCACUGAAUGUGGAUGAGUUUGAUGUGGAACUUGGGCUUGCUUGCGUUUUUAAAUUUCAUGCUGAUAUAAAGAAUGGAUGGUGAUACACUAAAAGCUUAACUGAGCAGGAAAUUAAAUUUCCAGCACCUUUUUUUUGGGGGGGAAAGGGGGUGGCGGGGCAGGGAGUGCAUAAAAGAACGAGAGGACAUCAUUCUCAGGGAUUUAAAAUACUCUACAUUGUUCCUAAAUCUAAUCUAAAUCUAAUGUUUCUGAAUAAAUCUGGUAAUGGAGUAACUUUGUCUUGUUAAAAAGUAAACAAUUGGAAUUAUUGCCUUUAUACCUUUUGUGAAUAUUUGCUUCCAAUAAAUCAUUAUUUUGUCCACGUAGUGUUCUUGUUAAAAUUGUUUUUGCUGGUUUUUUUUCAUACCACUGUUGUUUACAACUGGAGACUUUGGAGUCCUGAUCAAUAAGGUAAAUAAAAGUGAUGUUAAAGCAUCCUACUAAUUCUUCUCUGUAACUGCAAAGGACCAUAUUAAUUAGGAUUACAUGUGCACACAUAAAGAGAAUGUCAUCUUUCUGUUAGCUCAGUAUCCCCUGUUCUUUGAGAACUUUACCAUAAACAAUUAUUCUCACUUGGAAUCUGAAUGAUAAAUGUAUUCUGGAGUUCUGUUGUGAGACAGGAACAUUUUAAAUGGGAACAACUCUGCACUGGAGAUCUUAAUUUCCGAAGUAAGGACUGCAUCCUGUGAAGAAGCAUUUUGAUGGAACCUGCAGUAAUAAUCAUGUUGAAAGGCCUUGAACAUACAUAUUCAUUCUACCUUGUGAAAAAUUACCUAUGUCCCAACUGUGAAACAGGUUAAACUGAAAGCUGUUCUUGCAGUGUAAGCACAAGUACCUGUAAUAUUAAGAUUUAAGUGAGUUUGCCUUUAUCUGUACUCUCUAGAUUUCCUGAAAAUUCUAAUAUUUUUCUAAGGCCUGUUUCAGCACUGGAGGCAAAAGAGGUUUUGUGAUGGACUGUAAGAGUCAGGUUUUGCUCCAAGCUUAAUUGUCUUGUUAUUCUUCAUCUAUAGAAGAAACCCAUGAGAAUUAAUCAUGUUAUUCCUGGAAUAACAAGUUUUGGAUUGAAGCAGUUCUUCUACAACACAUAAAGCCAAGGGUUCCCUCUGUGCUGUACAUUGUGUGACCAGAAGCCUGCUGUGAGGUCUCAAGGCUCACUGCAUUUCUGCCUGAGCAUACCUCAGAAGGUUUUAGGUCUUUCCUUGUUUCCUGUAGCAUCCAGCAGCUGCAGAUCAUAUCUGAAAGGUUAAAAGCUGGGAAAGGGCCAACUGGGCAAGCUUGAGAUGUAAUCAAAGGAGAGGAUGAAAUGCAGAUUUAGAAUAUCUAAGCAUUCCAUUAUGAUCCUGUGGUUUUACCUUAACUAUCAAGGCAGAAUUUUUAAAGAUAGCAUGCUAAGACAAAUAGCACUCACAAAAUUUUAGCCUUAUAUGUGGUGAGACUCUCUUUUUGUCAGAUGGGAAUAUACAUUAAAUCACAUUUAAUUAAAAUUAAAUUAAUAUUGGAGGAUAUUUACUGUUAGUAAGUAGACUCUUCUUCUCCAGAUCUGGUGCUUAUUACCAGCCCAAUUCAACAUUUAGCAACAGAAGAAGAAGAAAUCUUUGUGGACAUCCCAGAGUGGACUUUCAUCUCCCCAGCCCAAUGAUGGACAUUUCCAGUCAACAUUUACUGCUGAAUACAAUGUCCUUUAUGUCACAUGUCUUCCCCUCUCCCUUCCCCUUUCAAUACUGUGUCAACAUUUGGGAUGAGCCCAAAUCCUAGUGUGUGAUCUGACCUUCUGACAUCGUAGCCCACUCAGCUACCAACCUGGCCCUGCUUCCUGCUGCAGAGUGAGCACAAACAUCACCCUCAAGGAUCAUCUUCUGCCCAUCCAUUGUUUUUAUGUCUGUUGCUCCUUGUGCAUUUUAAUGUAUUAUAAAAAUCUUGCAUGGGUUCUUGGUUGCCUUCCCAAAAUAUGUGUGUGGAUCUGUAUUUAUGUGGGAAUAGGAAUUAUGUCUUUUGGAAUUUGUAACUGUUGAAAUUAAGAAAAAUGAGGGGGAAGAAUAAAAACUGGACUGAAAAGACAGUAGUAAAUAUGAAAUUAUGUUGGUCAGUGUUAAGCAGGGCAAGAGUAUUCUGAAAACAGA
Molecule: messenger RNA, 3533 nt
Organism: Pseudopodoces humilis (Tibetan ground-tit)
Lineage: Eukaryota; Metazoa; Chordata; Aves; Passeriformes; Paridae
Source: RefSeq, a predicted model, not a curated record